AUGUCGUCUUCAAAAGUCCGAAUCGCCGUCGUCGGUGCUGGCGCAAUCGGACCCCGCCACGCAAGAACCGUUGCAAAUAGCAGCGUCGCUAUCCUCUCCGCCAUCGUCGACCCAGCACCAUCUGGCGCGCAACUCGCUGCUGAACUAAACGUUCCACAUUACUUGUCUAUCCCCGAUCUCCUUCAGUCACCCGACAAGCCUGAUGCUGCAAUCAUCUCUACCCCAAAUUUCACCCAUGUCGCUUUAUCUAAAGAGCUGUCGUCUAGUGGCAUACACAUCCUUAUCGAAAAGCCGUUCAGUACCGAUGUAUCUAGCGGCAAAGAGCUCUUGCGACAUCUGGAAGGGACCGGAGUGAAAGCUCUUGUGGGACAUCAUCGCCGAUUCAAUCCGUAUAUGGUGGCUACGAAGAAGAUUCUCUCUUCGGGUUCGCUGGGUCAUAUAAUUGCUGUGAAUGGUCUGUGGACUUUAUAUAAACCCCCGGAGUACUUUGAUGCUCCUGCUGAAUGGCGGAGGGAUAACACAGGCGGUCCGGUCCUUAUCAACAUGAUCCACGAGGUAGAUCUGUUACACUACCUCUUUGGUCCAAUUACUCGAGUCCACGCCGAAAGGACAAUCUCACAAAGAGGCUUUGAAGCAGAGGAAGGGGCAGCUCUCACACUGCGCUUCAAGUCAGGCAUUGUCGGAAGUUUCAUAAUUUCUGACCAUACUCCAUCACCGUACAACUUUGAGUCUGGCACAGGAGAGAAUCCCGAUAUUCCAAAGACUGGACAAGAUUUUUAUCGCAUCUUUGGGACUGAUGGGUCUCUGAGUGUUCCUGAUAUGACGCAGUGGUCUUACGAGGGUAGAGAUAAAAAGUCAUGGCACUCAGAACUUGCACAGGAGCAGGCCGAUGUUCCUCCACGAGUACCAUUCGAUGACCAGCUGGAGCAUUUUGUGAAGGUACUUAAAGGGGAAGAGAAGCCUAGCUGCACUGCAAAAGCAGGACUUGCUGCUCUCAUGGUUUGCGAGGCUAUCAAGGAUGCUCUGGCUGCAAACAAAACGGUUGACAUUGAAGAGUAUGACAUAUCGGGGUAG
Molecule: messenger RNA, 1074 nt
Organism: Fusarium pseudograminearum CS3096
Lineage: Eukaryota; Fungi; Ascomycota; Sordariomycetes; Hypocreales; Nectriaceae
Exons: 1
Coding region: 1-1074 (357 amino acids)
Molecular function (GO): nucleotide binding
Source: RefSeq, a predicted model, not a curated record